AUGUCCUCCACGAUUCUUUUGGAAGACCAAUGGGCAUUGUUCGUACAAGAAAUUGUAAAGAAAGCAGUUCAAUGUAGGGCUAAAACUUUUGGUGUUUCUGUGUCAGAAAUGGCUGAGCUUCUUCAUACGGACAUGGCUACGUUAUACGGCUACACACUUGAUAAUUUGACCAACACUUUCUUUCCGAACUUUUUAUUACUUCAAGCUCGUAAGAACCUAUUUGAAACAAGGUCACUUGAUACCUCUUAUGUCGUCGCAGGAUUAACUCAAGCCCAAGGCGCAGCUGAAACAAUGUUGUAUUUUUUGCUGGUGGUUCUUCGAUUAAUUUAAAUCUUCGUGAUCUGGAAAUUCUGUAUGAUUGGCAGAAGCCUCAACUAUUUGCUAUUGAAAAUAUACCAUUGUCAAGCUAAUUGUCUCAGUGCUCUGUCAAAACAUCAAACUCGUUGCUUGCUGUAUCUAAACUGUUGUUUGGGCAAGGAGCAACAGAGCCGACCUGCAACGUUGCUUAUGUUCUAUCAAGAUCUCUGAACGAAGUUGAAGCUAAAUUUAAUGCUCUGACCGCAGUUGAAUUCCGGAAUUCUCCAUACAUCUUUAUAACUGUUACUAAUAUCACAAGGUGGUUCGUUAUGGAUGAUAUUCUUCAGUUGGUUACAAACGAAGGUAUCUGGGUGGAACUGGUGGAAAUACCAUCAGCAAGUCAUGUUGCACCUACAGCAAGUCAAAGCAUUACUAGAAAUCAAUAAUCCUACGUUCCGAAAUCUGUUACUUACGACGUAUGGGUAUAGUUAUUAUGAAUUAAUCAGUCUAACAAAAGCACCUUUAUCACAACUAUCUAACUUGCCUGUGAUUGAACUUCAUACUAUUAAUACUGGGAGCAUUAGUUCAUUAGUUGACAGAUAUUCUAUUUCUAACUUGUCUCUAUUACUUGGUGUAUCUGGUGUAGUGGACAUACACAUACCUUCAACUCUUCCGUCUUUUGAAUGGCCAAGGAUUGUUAUUGCUGUUGUCCAAGUUUCUUUUGCUCAUGCAGCAGAUGCUUUGUCAUUGAACUUGGCCGCUAGUAGUCGUAUUGUAUAGUGACUAACCAUGGCCGACGGGAAUCCAUCAAUUCUGGUCUGAUCAAUUCUUUGCGUGUCUAUUUCUUGCCAAGAGUAAACACAGGCGCACUAGCGGCGUGUCUGCUUGAACGAAAUGAGACGGAUAUUUAUGCGAUGCCAUUACCAGAGUAUCAUACACUAUUUAGGGCAUGCAAACAUUAUACCUAUUGUCCAGGGGAAAAUAACCUUCGAAAGUAUGCCUUUGGAAAACCUGUUAACUUGGCGACAGAUAACUUAGUUCUCCUGCAAGUUUGGAAUAGAACUGUAGCAGAUGUCGUUGCACAAUAG
This is a messenger RNA of Paramuricea clavata, 1385 nucleotides long. The record is from the annotation of a GenBank genome assembly. Lineage: Eukaryota; Metazoa; Cnidaria; Anthozoa; Malacalcyonacea; Plexauridae.